Papaver somniferum (opium poppy) is the source of this 1770-nucleotide messenger RNA. Its product is annotated as glycine-rich RNA-binding protein RZ1B-like. The coding region runs from base 212 to 1378 and encodes 388 amino acids. Gene Ontology annotation, molecular function: RNA binding. Lineage: Eukaryota; Viridiplantae; Streptophyta; Magnoliopsida; Ranunculales; Papaveraceae. The transcript is spliced from 9 exons. The record is from RefSeq and is a predicted model, not a curated record.
UCCAUUCCACGCAUCUCCACAAUUUCCCCCCGUUGUCUCUACCAGGGCAGCAGUCCUCCGCUGAAGAAAAACUCAUUCGCUCGUAAAAAAAUCCUCUGAAUUUCCUCUCUAAUCCUUGUCCAGGUUACUCAAUUAUUUCCGAUUUUAUAAUUUAUUCAUUCAUUCAAUUCUUUGUUAACCUAGAGCAUUUAGUGUAGUAAGUUGAGUGAAAAUGACGAUAGAUGAUGAUAAUUCAAUAUACGUUGGUGGGAUUCCAUAUGACUGCACAGAAGAAGACAUUCGCAGAGUUUUCGAUUUAUACGGUUCUGUUAUCGCUGUUAAGAUUAUUAACGCUCGUGAUGUUGGUGGGAAAUGCUAUUGCUUUGUCACUUUUACCAAUCCGAGAGCUGCAAUUGACGCCAUUAAUGAUAUGAAUGGAAGGAUGAUUGGUGGACGUGUUGUGAAAGUGAAUGAAGUGAAUGCAAGAGGAGCUGGAAGACCUCCUCCUCCCCCGUUUCAUCGUAGUUUGGAGAGGGAUAUCGACUGGAACAAUAGAGGUAGAGAUCGGGAAAGAGGUGGUUAUGAUCAUGAAAGGGAUCGUUAUGGUAGAGGUGAAAGAAAUAAUAAUGCUGAUCGGUCUCAAGAUGGGUAUGACCGUCCACGUGGUGAUUAUGAUCGGAAUAGAGAUCAUUUCUUGGACAGAGAUCAAAUUAGGGGUCCUGAGCCUUAUGAGCAUGAAAGAAACAGGAGUCAUGAUCGAGACCGGGGCAAGGACCAUAAUUUGGAUCGUGACUUGUUACAGCAGACUGAAUAUGACCGCCCACAUGAUUAUGAUCGAAGUAGAGACCGCUCCUUAGACCGAGAUCAAGUCAGGGGUCGUGAUUAUCAUGAGCGCGACAGGAGCAGGAGUAGGAGCCAGGAUCGAGCUCGCAGUAAGGAGCUGGACUUGAAGCGAGAUACUGAGGUGAAUAGAAGUAUUGAGAAUAACAGAAAAGAUAUGGAUACAAGGAGUCAGAGUGGUUCCCAUUUUAAUGACCGCCGCAGCAGGGAGCUGUCAUCGAGCUCCAACGAUAAUUAUAAUGACGAGGGAAAGGAACGGUUGGAUGUGUCAACACAAAAGCAUGGAGAUCUUGAAAAGAAGAUUUCUCAAAUUAAAGAGAGGUUAGAAGAGAAAAACCAUCUUGUCUCUGAAUUAAAGAAAAAAUCUCAGAAAUUGGAGGACUCAGUUGCCUCUGCAAAGAGGCUUACUUCUCAGCGGCAGCUGCAGUUGACCAUGUUGCAGAGGUGUUUUCUCCAAGUAAAAGACUACAGAGAAAAGCUUAAAAACUCGGAACAGGAACUCCAGUCUCUUGUUGAAACUGUAAUGGCUGAUGUUGAUCACGGUGAUGAGGAUGAUUGAAAUGGGAUGGUUCUCUAUGCACAAAUGGUAAGGCACAUCAGUUGAGUGUAUAUGCGUCUGAAUCUCCAGGUUAUCAAAUUUAAACGCAGAUCAUAUUUUUUGUAAAAUUUUCUAUUGAAAAAUGAAAAAGGUCUAGUUGGUAAAAAGCUCUUGAUGAUAGUGACCUAUGAGCAUGUCUGUUGAUAUCCAUUUUCAGAGUCAUUGAUGGAUUGAUGUUCGAAACGAAUUGUGAAAGUGUCAAUUAGAAAAGGCAUUUGAUCUCUAGUUUGUUCUGCUACAACCUUUGUAACUUUAUGAUAUACCCAUGGAUUGGUCUGUUCUUAUUCAGAUUUAAAUGUUCUCCGCCUUUUCCUGUUCUUGGUAAUUUAAGAAUUUAAAUACAUUUCCAGUCA